AUGUCGGGACUGCUGGCUUGUCCCUUCCGUCAAGCAUUGCGCACUUGGACCCCCACCCUCACCAUUGCGCGCGCCUCCCGCUCAGCGACUCCUCUCCGACUCGCACAACCCUCCGCACCGCGAUCCUUCACAUGCACCGCCCAGCGACCCGCCACCACCGCCAAAACGAGUUCCGCCUACGAUGACGCUCCCUCUACGCCACGCUCCACGCCACCCUCUGCCGCCUUCAAGCACCGUUCUAUACCAAAGGGCUUGAUGACUAUUGAACGCGCGCGGAAGCUGAUCAUCGGAGCCAGAUCAAAGAUUUCGCGCAUGCGCGAUCACUCCCUCGAGCGUCGAAAGGAAUUAGCAGCAAAUGUAGCAGCUAGUGAGAUUCUGGAUUGGUUCCUGGCAGAGAAGAGCAAGUACACAUCGCACAAGGACUACGACGACCGCUUCGUCGAGGCUCUCUGCUGGCAUCUGUAUGCUGAAGGCCACGAACAACGCCUGUGGGACUGGUUUGCUCAGGAGGUGCAUGAAGACCCAUCGCCGCGGACGACUCGUAUACUUGCCGGCAUCUUGGAUGCGAAGAUGUGCUGGGAUCCCGCACGCAGCGUCGAUGCAGUCAUACAAGCUCUGUUUGAAGCCGAGAGCAAAUGGGACGUGAAAUCGCCCUUGGCUUUUCACAAGAUAGAACAGAGAGCCCUGUUCCGGACAGAAGCUCGAUUGUGCUCUGAGCAGCUGUACGAUCGCUUCAGCGAAAUGGAGUUGGGGAAGUACUUCAAUGGUAGCUACGCCGACAGGCGCGAGUUCAAGAAGGCGCUGCUGGACCUGUAUCAUCCAUCCAAACCGAGCGCGGAUGUCUUAGUAGAUGUGUGGCGCAAAAGAGAACAACAUGCAAAUAAGUCGUCCUGGAUCCCGGGUCUAGCCCCAACGAACGCCGGCUUCCAGCAUGUGGGCCUACGUAGGAAGGUUCGAUUCCUGACGCGUGCGAGCUACAUUCUUCGUUUACAGGGCAAGGACCAGGAUGCCGAAUGGUUGGAGGGAAAGAUACGAGCCGACGAGGGGCUGUCUUGGUUGAAGGGGAUGCGGCUGCAACUUCUUGACGACCCUAGAAUGGAUGGACUACGACAGCAAAACCCUACGAAGGCGGAAUCCAUCGCCGAAGCAGUAAGGGGGGUCCCCGAAGCAGAGGCGUAG
Messenger RNA from Fulvia fulva, 1179 nucleotides. RefSeq lists its product as uncharacterized. Lineage: Eukaryota; Fungi; Ascomycota; Dothideomycetes; Mycosphaerellales; Mycosphaerellaceae. The transcript has a single exon. The coding region runs from base 1 to 1179 and encodes 392 amino acids. The record is from RefSeq and is a predicted model, not a curated record.